UGGAGCUCGAUGCCGCCGACUGUCCAUCCGCCGCCCUUGCCACCACCUCACCUCGGCGGCCCGCCUAGAAACUCAUCGAUCUCGGCGGCUUCGACAUCCGCGAGCACCUCCCGUCCUCUUCCCCUCCGCCUGGCCUCUCCCCCGUCUCAGGCAUGGACUCUCCGGCCACCAGAUACUCGUCGAUCCCGGCGACAUCUACAUCAACAAGCACAUCCACGUCCUCCUCCCCUCCGUUGUGCCAUUCCGCGGUCUUGGGCGCGGACACGGGGCGGUCGAUUGGGACCGUAGGGAGGGGCGGUAGAGGAAGGGGUCUUGCGGCUCGGAGAGAGCAGUGGCCUGCGGAGCGGGGGGCCAUGGCGGUGCCAUGAAUACAGCGGCCUGGGCGAGGUAAAGGUUCCCGUGACCCUGUUUCCGGAUGGGGAAUCUAGGAUGGUCACCUCAUCAGGAAAAAGAAAUCGUGGGUUGGAUCAGGGUCGUCUCCAGGAAAGUCUGGCCAUGGCCUUUAACAGGGAUGUUGAUGUUUUCUAUGGAUAUGAAUUCUCGCGGCGCUACUGAAAUCUUCUUAAAAAUAUGUUACCUUUGAACCGGUCAUAGAGCCAGAUAAUAUUGCUCCUUUACUGUGCAGAUAUGAACUUGAUCAUUUACAUAGUGUGUUUGCUGUCUUUAAUCUUGAUCUGCAAUUAGUUGCGGUUUCGUUGAAAUGUCUUGACAUGUCAAUUAUUUCUAGACAAGCGCUAUCAAUCUUUUACGCAUUCAUGAAAAUUCUGGCAAUAUACGUUGGUCCAUAUAGGCUAAGUAUCCAUUUUUUCUCAUUGCCUUCAUUUGUUCAUUCUGCUUUAGACUAUUGUGGCAGCAGGUACAGUACCGAUGCUUCAGACUAUUCUACAAAGUUAACUUUCAUCACCAUACACAGGCUGCUGGCCGACCUGGGUGGCGAUGAGCGGCGGAAGAAGGGGAGAAACACGCUUAUGAUGAAGGAACCAUCAAGUUUGCAGGAGGAGCAAUGCAAUGGCCAGGGUCAUGCUAGCAUUGUAGAGAAUGCUGAUUUUAUGCCUGUACUUGAAGGCGCUCAUGGUGGUAGUGUGCAGAAUACUAAUAUUAUUAGUGAUCAGGGGAAUGUAGAGCAUGGAAGCCCAAGAUCAGGAGAUGGCGAAGAUUCAAAAGUGCAGGCUACCAGUUCAGAUGUUGGUGAUGAUCCUGUAGGACCUCUGCCACGGAGGUGGAUGUCGAGAAACUGCUAGAUUGCCUUUCGAAGGAAAGCACUGAAUGGCAGAUUUCUUCCCAAGAACCACCUCCCUUACAACCAGCGCGCCAAACAUAGAGGGAGAGGAGGGCUUGGCAGAGAAAAUCUCCUCCCGCUCCGCUCGAUAUGGACGGGAACUCGCGGGCGGAGGGAGCAGAGGAGACGUCCGUAGGGGAAAGGGGGAGCAUGGUCACCUGGGAGAGGUGAAUUGGAUGGACAUAGGUGGUGGGACUAUGCAGCCGCGGCAGCGGUGCAAAUGGAAUUCUGGUGAAUCGGCCGCCGUGACCUCGAGCGGUGCUAAGUCGGGUGGGAGUAGUGGAUUUCGGGUGUGGGGCAGCACGCGGCGGCAUAGCUUGGAGCUCGGAUUUCUCCGUCGGCGGCGUCGCUGCAAGUAAUUAGACACGACUGUUCAUUGGCGGUGCUGGGGGUAUUCCCCUGUAGUCAACUAGCCCAUACCCCAUAUAGAAGACCAACUGGGAAUGCUCCUCCGUAGCUCGCACGAAGACCAAGCCACAAAGGCACGAACCGGUCGAACCCACUCACACUCACGGUCGCUGCACGCGCACACACAG
Lolium rigidum is the source of this 1815-nucleotide messenger RNA. RefSeq lists its product as uncharacterized. The coding region runs from base 711 to 1241 and encodes 176 amino acids. The record is from RefSeq and is a predicted model, not a curated record. Lineage: Eukaryota; Viridiplantae; Streptophyta; Magnoliopsida; Poales; Poaceae. The transcript has 4 exons.